AUGCAAUUAGUCUUUACUCAUUUACCACCAAAGGAAUUUAUUGUUGAUAAAAUAGCAAGUAAACAUAAUACUGAAAUUGUUAGAAUACCAGUGAAGCAUUGUGUCUUGAAUCCUAUUGAACUUGGUUGGGCAGGUUUAAAAAAUUACGUUCGACAACAAAAGGUACGUUUUCGUUUGGACGAUAUUGAACAACUUUGUAAUGAAUGGUUAGCAGCAUGUAGUCCUGAACAUGCUUCUGCCUAUUUUGCACAUAUCUAUAAACAAGAAGAAAUAUUUAAAACUGCAGACAAAAAUGUUGAAGAAAUAGAAAAUGAUUUGACCGAUAGUGAAGAUGAUGUUGACGACGAUACAUUAAAUGAUAAUGAAGUUGAUGAUUUAACUGCUUUUUAA
Messenger RNA from Rotaria sordida, 390 nucleotides. NCBI's taxonomy places the organism in Eukaryota, Metazoa, Rotifera, Eurotatoria, Philodinida, Philodinidae. The record is from the annotation of a GenBank genome assembly.